Scleropages formosus (Asian bonytongue) is the source of this 2282-nucleotide messenger RNA. RefSeq names its product chemokine (C-X-C motif) receptor 3, tandem duplicate 1 (gene cxcr3.1). Gene Ontology annotation, molecular function: C-C chemokine binding; C-C chemokine receptor activity; C-X-C chemokine receptor activity. Gene Ontology annotation, biological process: calcium-mediated signaling; G protein-coupled receptor signaling pathway; immune response. The coding region runs from base 97 to 1209 and encodes 370 amino acids. Gene Ontology annotation, cellular component: membrane; external side of plasma membrane. NCBI's taxonomy places the organism in Eukaryota, Metazoa, Chordata, Actinopteri, Osteoglossiformes, Osteoglossidae. The transcript is spliced from 3 exons. The record is from RefSeq and is a predicted model, not a curated record.
ACACACACACACACACACACACACACACACGACCGUCUCAGCUCGUCCCGACGGCUGCGCACUUCGCAAACGUAUCCUUCCUUCCCACCUGCGACCAUGGCAAUGUCAACAUAUACUUCAGACGAUUUGCAGGAAUUUUUUGGCAAUUAUUCCGAUUAUGGCUAUGGUGAUGAAAAUUUAUCUCUGAGUGACACAUGCUGUACGGGCAGAGUAUGCAUGACAGAAACAGCUGCAGGUUUUGAAGCCGUGUUCAUCCCGGUCCUCUACUCGCUGGCCUUGAUUGUGGGCCUGCUGGGGAAUGGACUGGUGUUGGCGGUUCUGUGUCAGCUACGCCGCUCCUGGAGCGUCACCGACACCUUCAUCCUGCACCUGCUGGUGGCCGACACCUUGCUCCUGCUCACUCUGCCCUUCUGGGCGGCAGAGGCUGCCCAGGGCUGGACCUUCGGUACCCCGCUCUGCAAGCUGAUGGGAGCCAUUUUCAAGGUCAACUUCUACUGUGGGAUCUUCCUGCUGGUCUGUAUUAGUCUGGAUCGAUACCUCUCCAUUGUCUACGCUGUUCAGAUGUACUCACGCCGCAAGUCCUGGCAGGUACAUGCCAGUUGCAUGGGCGUGUGGCUACUCGGUAUCCUGCUCUCCAUUCCUGACUGGAUCUUCCUUGAGGAGCUGAAGGAUGAACGAUCAAAGACAGUGAAGUGCACCCACAACUACCUGGCGUAUAAAACCAGCGUUAAAGACUGGCGAGAUGCUUCUCGCUGGCUCUACCACAUUGUGGGAUUCAUCAUCCCCUCCUUCAUCAUGGUCUUCUGUUACUCGUCCAUCCUUUUGCAGCUGUUCCACGGCUCACAGGGGUUUCAGAAGCAAAGGGCCAUGCGGGUGAUCGUGGUGCUGGUGUUGGCCUUCUUCAUCUGCUGGACGCCGUACAACAUCACCCUAAUCAUUGACACCCUACAUGCCAACAAAACACUUAACGAAACAUGUGAAGCCACCAUUGCGUUAGAAGUGUCACUGACAGCCACUUCCACUCUGGGUUACAUGCACUGCUGCCUGAAUCCCAUCCUGUAUGGCUUUGUCGGGGUCAAGUUCCGACGUCAACUGCUGCAGGUGCUGAAGGCUUUGGGUUGCAUGCUGAAGGGUCAAGUGCGGACGUCCACACGGAAGAGCUCCAUGUGGUCCGUGUCUGCAGACACCUCUUACACCUCGGGCUUCUGAGGGACGUGUAAUGACGCUGCACCAGAAUGAAACAAGUGAGAAAAAUGACUCCCGUGGACAGCAAGAGUUUGAUAGAUUCUCCUUGAACUUCUGUACCUGCAGUAGGGAAGAGCUUCACAAAUGGUUGAUCAGUUUGUUCUCAUGAUGCUUCUUGCUCUGCUAUGUUUUUUUGGGAGCUUUAGUACCGUUCAUUGCAGGCAGUUUUUCCUAACUCAGUCUGACUGUUUUAAAGUUAUUGCAUGGCAGUAAUAGAAGAGUAAAAAUCAAUGACAGGAAAAAGUAUCUUAGAGAUGGAAAAUAACAAAACAGGCAGCAAGCGUUGGAAGUCCUAACGGAUUGAGCGAGGUACAGGCACAGCCCAGUGCUUCAUGUAAACGCUGUGUGAUAUCUGUGUGUCUGUGUCGUGCUGUCGGUAGGCAGCAUCUCGCACUUCUUCUUCAAGAGGAAGGCGGAUCUAUGUCAGGAAAAGGAAAUGCAAACUGAAGUUCUUCAUUUGGAGGAAACCAGUACAUCUCACUUCCCUCUUCUUUCAUAUGUUACUCUGACAGACACAGGUGAAAGCACUUAUGAAAGUCAAAGCACUGAUGUGUAACACAUUCAGGUGCAAGAAAGCAAGACUAUGUGUUUUAUUUAUCUCUCUGUUUAAAAAGAAAUACAUUUAUUAACCUGCUACCAAGCAAAAAAAAAAAAAAAAAAACACAUGAAGCUUUAUGUAUUUUUUUUUCAUAUGUAAUUUGGCAGAAAUCCGGGCUCAGAACUUCACUUACUAUUGCUAACUACUUGUCCAAGUCAGGGUCAUGGUGAUCUGAAGCCUAUCCUGGAAUCAUCUUGUGCAAGUGGUGCUCCUGUAAUCUUUGGCACAGCUCCCCCAGCGACCCAAGUUGUGCUUAAGUGCCAUGACCACAAUCCACACAUUCUGCAAAUGUGGUGCAAUGUCCAUAAGCUUUUGUCCCUUCCUCCUAGCACAUCCAUUUAUGAGAUCCGUGAUUUCUGCACUGCGCAGUUUUCUGUGAAUUAUUUUAGAGAAUGUUUUUACAUUGUUUUUCCACAUUUCAUUAUUUAGUGUUCGUACA